GGAAGUUCUUCAUACGUCGGUUAGAUGGUUCGCCAUCAAGAUCGUAACAAGCAAUGCUACUCUUUGUUAAGUGAAGUGCUGUAAAAUCUUGUUUUAGAACAAGAUUUACGUUUUUAACAGUCAACCGUGCUUCUUUUGAUGCUUUUCUAUUAUAGGAAAACGAGCCGGUAAAAGUUCGUCGCGGCGUUUUCUUAUUUGACAGUAAGCUAGGGCUAGCGUGUUAGCUGCUCAGACAACAGCUCGUGAGGAUGUCGCUUCACGGCAAAAGAAAAGAAAUCUACAAGUACGAGGCGCCAUGGACGGUGUACGCAAUGAACUGGAGCGUUCGUCCGGAUAAACGCUUUCGGCUGGCCCUCGGGAGCUUUGUGGAAGAGUAUAACAACAAGGUUCAGUUGGUGGGUCUGGAAGAGGAGAGCUCCGAGUUUGUCUGCAGGAACACGUUUGAUCACCCUUACCCCACCACCAAGAUCAUGUGGAUCCCGGACACCAAAGGGGUCUACCCAGACCUGCUGGCCACCAGUGGAGACUAUUUGCGCAUUUGGAGGGUCAGCGACACGGAAACACGUCUGGAGUGUUUGCUAAAUAACAACAAGAACUCAGACUUCUGUGCCCCUCUCACCUCCUUUGACUGGAACGAAGUUGAUCCCAAUCUUCUGGGAACAUCCAGCAUCGACACCACCUGCACUAUCUGGGGCCUGGAGACAGGUCAGGUGUUGGGACGAGUAAACCUGGUGUCUGGGCACGUGAAGACCCAGCUAAUCGCUCACGACAAAGAGGUGUAUGACAUCGCUUUCAGCCGUGCAGGAGGGGGCAGAGACAUGUUUGCUUCCGUGGGGGCCGACGGAUCCGUCCGCAUGUUUGACCUGCGACAUCUGGAGCACAGCACCAUCAUCUAUGAAGACCCCCAGCACCACCCACUGCUUCGUCUCUGCUGGAACAAACAGGACCCCAACUACCUGGCCACGAUGGCCAUGGACGGCAUGGAGGUGGUCAUCCUGGAUGUCCGUGUGCCGUGCACACCCGUGGCGCGGCUCAAUAACCAUCGCGCCUGUGUCAACGGCAUCGCCUGGGCCCCUCAUUCCUCCUGUCACAUCUGCACUGCAGCCGACGAUCAUCAGGCUCUGAUCUGGGAUAUCCAGCAGAUGCCACGUGCCAUCGAAGACCCCAUCCUGGCCUAUACCGCCGAAGGGGAGAUCAACAACGUGCAGUGGGCUUCAACACAACCAGACUGGAUCGCCAUCUGCUACAACAACUGCCUGGAGAUCCUGCGUGUCUAAAAGCCCGGAGAAGGACUUCUGCUUCACCUUUGGACUUUAGUUCUCAUUCCCCUGCUUUCAGUCCCAGGACACGAACACAGUUUAGCUCUCUGAGAGUGUUUGGAUGAUCUAAUACCUGCUCUGCAAUAAAUUGGUUUACAUCAAAUGUCCGUGCAUCCGCUCCACCGCUUUUCAGAGAAACGUGUUUAAGCUCUUAUUCGUUUUGGCCCGCAGCUGGAAUCAGCGUCAGAGCUGUUGUCUCUAAAAUUUAGGCGUCUUUUAUACGCCGAGGCGAUCAUGAAGGGUUUAGAUGUUGUACAUUUCAUCAGUUGAAUUUGUCGAGGUCGAUUCUAACACUGGUUUGUGGCAGAAGACGACCUCUGAUGCGUAGGAGUAUGUUGUAGCCUUUUUUUUUAGUGGAUUGCAUACCAUAAUCUUUUCAAACUAAGGUCCUGAAUAUUAGUCUUGUUUACCUGCCGAUGGGUCAUCUCUGCGCUCGGGGUUCAGACCCGUGCAGUUUUUUAAAGUUGCGAAGUAAGACGGGAUGCAUUCCUGUCUGUUAUCUUGAAUUGGAUCCAGAGAAACUACCAUGUACAGACAAACCUAAACAUGUUCGUCUUUCUAAUGACUUUGUGUGUGUAGAAACCUGCCUUUUUCUUUCCCGGUCAAGUGCGAGAUGGAACUGAAGUUCUUGAAUGCAUUUCUGUCCACUGGCUUUUUGUUUAAUACUUAAGGGGCCCUUGUAGCAUGCCAAUACAAGGUAAAAUGUACAUACAUAUAAAUAUAUCAACAGCUGUUGGUAAGCCAAGUGUUCAUGUUGUAGCUCUUUUUCAUAAAGUUUAUUAUUGAAUUUGCUCUAAUAAAUUGUAUCCUUUCAUGUCUCAGACAAACUUGGCUUGUUUUUCUUUGUUGUAGUCAAAUUAUGUUCUGCUUUUAUUUUAGAUUUUGUGGUUUUGAAAUGGAACAGAAGUGAACCAGAGUUCUGUUUUUAUAUGUAUAUGCUUUCCAUCAAUAAAAUAUGAAGCUAUUAUUUUC
Molecule: messenger RNA, 2291 nt
Organism: Oryzias latipes (Japanese medaka)
Lineage: Eukaryota; Metazoa; Chordata; Actinopteri; Beloniformes; Adrianichthyidae
Gene: dcaf7
Product: ddb1 and cul4 associated factor 7
Molecular function (GO): protein binding
Source: RefSeq, a predicted model, not a curated record